This is a messenger RNA of Corythoichthys intestinalis (scribbled pipefish), 5647 nucleotides long. RefSeq lists its product as uncharacterized. NCBI's taxonomy places the organism in Eukaryota, Metazoa, Chordata, Actinopteri, Syngnathiformes, Syngnathidae. The record is from RefSeq and is a predicted model, not a curated record. Gene Ontology annotation, biological process: DNA integration; proteolysis. Gene Ontology annotation, molecular function: RNA-DNA hybrid ribonuclease activity; aspartic-type endopeptidase activity; nucleic acid binding. The coding region runs from base 764 to 4840 and encodes 1358 amino acids. The transcript has a single exon.
UGUUGAGAAUUGGAUUGAGAUUACGGGAAAGCAUCCCGCCGCGUCCCCUGAGUCAGAAGUCUUGUUUAGAACUGCAAUAGUGGAUGGCUUACCCGCGGAAGUUAAAAAACAGUUGAAGAGUGAUCCAGACAUUUUAGUUUGUGCUGAAGGCAGAUUUAAACGUCACUUGUUACAUCAUUGCCGCACACAUGCAGAGACACAGAGUAAAGUGGAUAGUGAGACUGAAGCGUUAUCUAAACAAUUGCUUAAAUUGCAACUGGCUAAAAUGCAUGGGGAAGCUAAACAGAACAAAACACAGCAGAAAAGAGAGACACAGAUGUUGCAGGGACCGGCUGUGAUGGGGAGGGGCCGUGCGUCUUUCCGAGGCGGAUACGGGGGGCGUGGAAGAGGAACUCCACCCCCGGGGGGAAGGCCCCAAUACACUCCCAGUGCAUGUUUCAUUUGCGGAUCAUUAGAUCAUUGGGCUAGGGAAUGCCCACAAUAUAGACCACAAGCCCGCCCUAUGGGAGGAGCCCAAAGGCCAAUGUCACCGCCUCAAGCUCAAGCAACAGCUCCAUCUGGUGGUCAUCCAUGGCAAGCUCAAAGAACAGCACCAUCUGGUGGACAUCCAGGGCAAGCUCAAAGAACAGCACCAUCUGGUGGCCAUCCAUGGCAGAAGUCAUACCCGCCAACAGGCCAGUACUAUCUGGACGAUAGUGACUGGCAGGGACAAUACGACUAGGGGAGCCUGGGAAGCCCAGUAAGCAAUGGCCUGGCAGAACCCAUGCUUCAAGUAACAGUGGCUGGACAAACAAUACACAUGCUGGUGGACACGGGGGCAACCUACUCAUCUAUUAAUAUCAACUUACCUCCAGCCGCACUCUCAAAGAAGACCACUACUUUGGUCGGCUUCUCGGGACUACCCCAGAUUCUGCCUUUUACGAAACCACUGGACACGACUAUCAAGAAUACUGGACAAAGGUUCUGGCAUACCUACAUACACUCAUUGGGGACUCCCAUCAACCUCAUGGGACGUGACUUACUGGCAACCUUACAAGCUCAGAUCCUGUGUGGACCACAAGGGCUUCAAAUACGAUUCCCAGAUGGAAAAAUACUACAUUGUCAACAAUCCCUGGGACAAGAUGGACAAUGGUUGAUGGCUCCAUUACCUGCCACACCUGAGACAGCAACAAUUUACUGGACUCUCUUAAAUCCAGAAACUCCCUUUGGGGGAGGUGUGUACUCGACCUAUCUCCUGUGGAAACCUUGGAUUUGCUCAUUGGCACCCUACCAUCCUCCAGUCGAUCCCUUGCACUGUACGUUGUUUUACGACAGGGAGUGUGAUGAUGUGUAUAGGGAUUUAUUUGAGGAAAUUGAUGGUAAGGAGUGGCAAUUGUCGUCAUCAUGUAUACUGAUCGGAAAGGAAGGUGUUGCAGCAGCCACAGAUUUGACACCAGAACAGUUGCCUUGGUUCAAGAUGGCACAGGAAGGCUACCCCCACAUUUCGCUGGCUGUGGCCCCCGGGCACGAAGCCAGACAAUUGGGGCCGAUGGUUAGGCGCCUUUUGGAAGAAACAGAAUGGGUUAAAACAAACAUUCCAGAUUUGUGGUGGGCCCCAACGGAAAAAGCUUAUAAGAUACAGCAGGUGAUGAAGGAUGAAGGGAGAUUGGAAAUGGUUUUGUUAUCCCGCCUCCAUGGCAGGGAACUCUUGGACCACGAACAAGCCUCAGCCAUGCUCGACACAAUGCCUGACACACUUUGGUCACAGGGACCAUUUGAUGUGGGUUUUUGCCACUCUGUGACUCCAAUUAAAUUGUCCAUAGAUGAGACUCAGAUUAUACGGAGACCGCAAUACAGGUGGCCGCAGGAAGCUGAUCAAGGAAUGGAAGACACACUGAGGGGUUUGUGGGACGCCGGUGUCUUGGAGUUGUCUAGCUCCACUUGGAAUACACCUUUGCGCCCGGUUAGGAAGGCUGACAAAGUGACUUGGAGAAUGGCACAUGAUCUUAGGCCAGUGAAUGAUGUCACGGUGACACCUGUAUUGCCGGUACCAGACCCGCAUCGUAUCCUAGCUAGUUUGGACCCCUCAUAUCAAUUUUUCACAGUGAUAGAUUUAGCCAACGCAUAUUUCUGUCUUCCACUCUCGCCUGAAGACCGUCAUGUCUUUGCAUUUUCAUAUAAAGGAGUGAAGUUACAAUAUACACGGCUUCCACAGGGAUUUAAAAACUCACCAGGUAUUUUUAAUCAGGUGCUGAGGGAACUACUGGCACCAUGUGCUAUGCCGGAAGGCACUGUAUUGUUGCAAUAUGUGGAUGAUUUGCUGAUUGGAGCUAAGACUGAUCUCGCUUGUUUGGCGGCAACUGGAACGGUUCUGCGUUGGUUAGGUCAGCUUGGUUUCAAGGUCUCUAAGAAGAAGUUGCAGUGUUGUAGGCAGAAGGUAACUUUUUUGGGUAGAAUAGUUUCUCCAUCAGGCCUAGCCAUGUCACCUGCACACAGAAACUCCAUCCUCCGCCACCCUCGCCCCAACACGGUCAAGGAAAUGUUGUCUUUCCUAGGACUGUGUGGCUAUAGCCGCAACUAUAUUCCCAACUUUGUUGACAAAACGGGAAUUUUGCGAGGCCUAGUGAAAGAACAAGGAAAUCGAAACUUGAAAUCUCAGCUUGUCUGGACCGCGGAGGCAAACAAUGCUUUUGUCUCCUUGGUUCAGGAACUGGCCUCUGCAGCAGCAUUGGCUACCCCUAACUAUUCGGUUCCCUUCCAUUUAGAUGUGUCAAUUUCUGGGACCAUUGUGAAUGGUAUUCUCUAUCAGAAAGUCAAGAAUGGUCGUGCAGUCUUGAUGUACUGCAGUGUACCUCUGGAUAACAUUGAACAAAGACAGCCUGAUUGUACUCGGUACGCAGCCGGAUUGGCCAAAAUUCUUCAAAAAACAGCCCAUGUGGUCAUGGCCCACCCACUGAAUGUACUCACUGACCAUGCAGUGUCAGCAUUUGUGGGGUCGGCCGCGUUCACUUUAACACCACUAAGACAGAUCAGGCUUUUGAAAAUUUUGACCGCCCCUAAUGUCAACUAUGUCCACACGGGAGUGAACAUGGCUGACCAGAUUCUGAUCGGCCCACAUGAAUGUGCCCUUAAAAUCAAGCCACUGGUCAAGAUCAGACCUGAUCUAUAUGCGGAGCCCUUGGAUCAUGGUCGGAUUCUGUUCACAGACGGGUGUUGUUGGAGAGACAAGCAGGGCAACUUACACGCUGCAGCUGCAGUGGUGGAAUGGCAAGACGGCCACUUCACCACUAUUAAAUCCCAGCAGAUGUCAACUCACCCAUCAGCUCAGGCAGCUGAGGUAUUGGCACUUAUUCUGGCAUUGGAAUCUGCCCAGUGCGAGGCAGCCACCAUCUACUCUGACUCAGCGUAUGCAACAUCUGCCGCUCACAUAGAUUUGCUUGGCUGGAUGAAAAAUGGUUUCAUUACUGCUAAAGGAACUGACAUUGCUCACAAAGAUCUGAUGAUUCGCCUAGGUGAGGCCAUUAAGGCCCCAGCAGAAGUCGCUAUUGUAAAGAUACCAGGCCACUCUAAAUCGGAUACACUUGUGGCCCAAGGCAAUAACGCUGUAGACGCAGCUGCUAAGGCAGCUGCUGGAUACCAUGUUGAACGGGGUAUGAUGAUGUCUCGCGGCCCAAUUGUAGUUGAUGGCAACCACCCGGAUGCAGCUCUUCUUGAACCAGUAGAUUUGCCAGCAUUAAUUGACCUUCAGAAUUCAGCCUCUCCUGAGCAGAAAUCAGUUUGGCUCGCGGCAGGUGCGUUUAAAUUACCUGACAAGCUUUGGGUCGGCCCUAAUGGCCGACCAGUUCUCCCUGAUGGUAAGUUGUUACAGGACACCUUGCUCGAGGCCCACACACCGUCGCAUGUUGCCCCGCACUCCAUGCUAGCCAAACUUAUCAUGUGGUGGCAUCCCAAAUUCUAUGAUGUCGUAUGGAAUUUUGUUACAAAUUGCGAAACGUGUCAGACAUUCAAUGCGAAACCAACGUUGAAGCCCAAACCUGGCCUAUUCCAACCUGCUCCAUGGCCAGGGGCGGAGAUUAUUAUGGAUUUUACGGACAUGAUCACCAGAAUUAAUGGCAAACGUUACCUCUUGGUCAUUGUUGACGCCUUCUCGGGAUGGCCGGAAGCCUACCCCUGUGCACGUGAGGACUCAGGUGCCGUAAUCAAGUCAUUGGUAAAUCAUUACAUACCGACUCAUGGAUUCCCCGCUCUAAUUAGAUCUGACAAUGGGACUCAUUUCAGUAACAAAGCCUUGGCCAAGGUUGAGUCUCUCUUGGGUUUAAAACAUCGUUUCGGUUGCGUAUAUCGACCUCAGAGCCAGGGAAAGGUAGAACGUAUGAAUCGUACCCUCAAAGAGAAGUUGGCCAAAAUCAUGGCCACAACAAAAAUGAACUGGCUACAGGCCCUGCCACUGGCGUUACUUUCGGUCCGGCAAACGGUGAGUAGACAAACUGGAUUUGCGCCUUUCGAGCUCCUGACAGGUAGGUUGAUGCCGGGACCGGCAUCUUCACUCGUACCGCCACAAGACUUACCUGUGCCUGAUUUGUCGCAUGCAUCCUAUUGGUCGUAUUUGAAUGCACUUGUCUCCAGUGUUUCUGCACAGGUCGUUGAGAAAGCCAGAUCAGCGGCUCCUGAAGAUCUACCAUCUCAAGUCUCCCUCUCGCCUUACGUAUAUGUGAAAGUCCUGUCAAGAAAAUGGUCUGAGCCUCGGUGGAAAGGCCCGUUUAAGGUCAUCGCUCGGACCUCUCACGCUGUCCAAUUGGACGAUCAUCAGAAGAAGUGGUAUCAUUACUCACAACUCCGUCCGGCUCCACAGUCUUCGUGAAAUAUGGGACCGAGUCAGUCUUUUGGGCGUGUGUCUCACCCGCCCAAGAGAGGGAAUGAUGGGGAUGAUGUCACUUGGCGUUCUUUGUGUCUGUUGUUUAUGGGAGGAUGUCUGCUACUAUGUGUUUCAGGGCUUUUAAUAAGGUAUGUGUCUAAUGUGGAGAACCAACUGCUUGCGUCCACGCCAACCGGAGACGCUCAGGGAAGUGGACAUGCACAAGUCAUCAUUCAUUAUAAAUGCCACAAUAAGGUUUGGUAUGAAGCCGAACACAAUUCCUCUGAUAGCCUGACUAAGACAGAAAAUUCCAUCUUGCACCUGAAAUGUGUUGACCCUAAUUGGCAAAGAUAUAUUGAAGCUUUUAAAUGGUAUGAGCAAAAUGCGUCUUUACAUUCAAAAUUACAAAUGUACCAGGAUAUGUUGUUUUCUUGUACAUCCCAAACAUUGAUGCCGGAAGGUAAAACAGGAACAUGUGUGUAUUUGUGUCACGAAGAUGGUCAAUUCCUCGUUACUACAUGUUCAGGUCCAGAUAGGCUAACAUAUGGAGAAAUGUGGACAUUCUAUUCCAGAUGUUUGGGUAACCACCCCAUCUACAAUAUACCAGACGCCUUACAAUUAUUAACAAAAGCGGAAUUUGGUCUUCUAAGUCAGCAGAAAUAUAAUGAUAGUGUUAACAGACGUUUGCGUUUACCCCCACCUCUAAAAUUUCCUGUUUGGUAUUGUAAUGGUAGCCAAUGUGCAACAAAUGAUUCACUUAUGCCAGUAGUAUAUCACACCCACGUAAAAGAAAGAAUACAUAAAAGCUUAGUC